AUGGCGUCGCGCGUCGAUCGCGCGGGCGUGGACGCGGUGUGGCGCCGAGCGAUGAAUCGGCGUCGAGGCGAACGGGCGACGGAUUCGGACGCCUCGACGGACGACGCGUCGACGUCGGACCGCGCGCUUCGGCGCGCGCUGUCGAGGGUCGAUAUCCUGUUCCUCGGCGUCGGUGGGAUCGUCGGCGCGGGGGUGUUCGUGCUCACGGGGGAGGUGGCGUCGCGACGCGCGGGCCCGGGCGUGGCGGCGUCGUACGCGUUGGCGGCGAUGACGAGCGCGAUCACGGGAUUGGCCUACGCCGAGUUCGCGACGAUGAUGCCCGAGGCUGGGUCGUCGUACUCGUACGCGUACGCGGCGUUCGGGGAGUUUGGGGGGGUGAUCACGGGGGGGAAUUUGGUAUUGGAGUUGCUCAUCGCGAGCGCCGCCAUCGCGCGCGGAUGGACGUCGUACGCGGCGGCGCUGGUGGGUGCGAGCGCGGAGGCGGUGCGGUUGAACGUCAUCGAGGGCGUCGUCGUCGUGGACGUCGUCGCGGGAUUGGUCGUGGGCGCGAUGACGGCGCUGCUCGUCGCGGGGGCGAAGGAAACGGCGAGGUUCAACUUUGCCGUCACGUGCGCGAGCCUACUCGUCAUCGCCCUCGUCGUCGUCGCGGGGUCGACCAAAAUCGACGUCGCGAAUUGGAGCCCGUUCGCACCGUACGGCGUGGGUGGGAUCAUCUCGGGCGCGGCGGUGGUGAUUUUUUCAUUCGUCGGUUUCGACACCGUGGCGACGUGCGCCGAGGAAGUCGCCGAUCCGAGCGUGGACCUGCCGAUCGGCAUCUUAGGUUCGCUCGGGAUAUGCGCGUCGCUGUACGUCAUCAUGUGUCUCGUCAUCACGGGGAUGAUUUCGUACGCCGAUAUUGACGUCAACGCCCCGUUCGCCGUGGCGUUUACAAAUUUCGGCAUGUCGUGGGUCGCCUCGUUCGUCUCCGUCGGAGCGCUCGCCGCGAUCACGACGUCGCUUUUGCUGUCGAUGAUGGGACAACCACGGAUUUUCAUGGUCAUGGCGCGCGAUGGUUUGCUCCCGCCGUGGUUCUCGCGAGUUUCCGAGAGGUUCGGCACGCCCGCGAACGCGACGAUUUUCAGCGGAAUCGUCACCGGCGUCAUGGCCGUCUUGCUCGACAUCAACCUUCUCGCCCAACUCGUCUCGAUAGGGACGUUGAGCGUAUUUUGUUGCGUCAACCUCGGGAUUCUCAUCGUUCGGUGCACACCGGAAGACGCGGAUUGGUCUCGCCGAACGCCGCCGCUUCGCCGGGCGCUCGGCCUCUUGCUUUCCUCGCUCGCGUUCGGGCUUGAUUAUCGACAGCGCGGAUCCGCCGUUUCCUGGUUCGGCGUCCUCUGUCUCGCGCUCGUCGUCGUGAGUACGCUGAGUUUUCUCACCUUGCCCGUCGUCGCCAAGAGUGGAUCUCGCAAGACGUUUCGCGCGCCGAUGGUGCCGUUUUUACCCGCCGUCGGCGUCUUACUCACGUGCGUCUUAAUCGGCGGUCUAGGCGCGAUGGCUUGGAUUCGAUACAUCGUGUACACCCUGGCGUGUACCGCGGCAUACGUCACGUUCGCAUGGCGUCAAUACGAGCAUCAAAAGGCGUCGUCGUCCGCGUCGAGCGGGAUCGAGCUCGCCGAGACGGGCGCCGCGGACGCCGCGGACGCCGACGCCGACGCCGACGACGUCGCCCUCCUUCCCGCGCCCACCCAGAGUGCGCCCGCGCACCACCCACGCACGCAUAGCACGUAG
This is a messenger RNA of Ostreococcus tauri, 1767 nucleotides long. Its product is annotated as Amino acid/polyamine transporter I. Gene Ontology annotation, cellular component: membrane. Bases 1 to 1767 code for a protein of 588 amino acids. Gene Ontology annotation, molecular function: amino acid transmembrane transporter activity. NCBI's taxonomy places the organism in Eukaryota, Viridiplantae, Chlorophyta, Mamiellophyceae, Mamiellales, Bathycoccaceae. The transcript has a single exon. The record is from RefSeq and is a predicted model, not a curated record. Gene Ontology annotation, biological process: transmembrane transport; amino acid transport.